Molecule: messenger RNA, 390 nt
Organism: Nezara viridula (southern green stink bug)
Lineage: Eukaryota; Metazoa; Arthropoda; Insecta; Hemiptera; Pentatomidae
Source: the annotation of a GenBank genome assembly
AUGGAACCUGACUAUCUUAUCACUGCUGCGCAUCUUGUCGGGUUAGUUCUUGGAGACCAAACUCUUGAGGUACGCUUGAGCGCGAUCAAUGAUAUCAGAGCAGUUGAAGAUCACUUUCCCAGUUAUUAUGGUCCUGCGGAUCUUACCAAAAUGCUGAUAAAAAUGGAGCGCUAUCAAAAGGCACCUAAAUCGAUCAGAAACAAAAAACUUGUCGUCCUGGGGGAAUCUUAUGGCCCAGUCUUCGAGGAGUAUAUGAUAUCCCUCCCACACCACUUCAAGCACAGCGCUCUGAGGCAGAUAUGUGCUAUAAUACAUAGGAUUUGCUCGGUUCAUGAAUAUCACCGCAUAGAGCAAUAUAUAAUAAUUACAAAUUUACUAGGAAUUUUAUAA